Molecule: messenger RNA, 1500 nt
Organism: Macadamia integrifolia
Lineage: Eukaryota; Viridiplantae; Streptophyta; Magnoliopsida; Proteales; Proteaceae
Product: thioredoxin-like 1-2, chloroplastic
Exons: 4
Coding region: 379-1194 (271 amino acids)
Biological process (GO): cell redox homeostasis
Source: RefSeq, a predicted model, not a curated record
AGAAGCACCAGAGACAGAGCUCCACUUCGUUGUCUACGAAAGAUCAAAUAUGGAUAAAUUGACAUAUUAAAAGGCCCACCCCACUCCUCCCCCCUCCAUUAUUCUCCUCUGUUUCUUCCUCUCGCCUUCUCCGCCUCUUUUGAAGGAAGAACAGAGUCUCCCUUUUCGGCCCUGAAGGUCUGAAACUGUCAAACACACUAUUUUUCCUUUCAAAAUUUUAUAUUUCGCUUCCAUUCAAGAAGAAGAAAUCUUUCUAGUCAAACAAGAGAAGUUGGAUUCGUUACAAAUCUGUUCAUGUCUAGAAGUGGGUUUUGGCUUCGCGGUUAUUGAUUGUCGUUCGAACCUUGGUAGGUCUCUUUCAGUUUUUAUUACAUAGCCAUGGCGUCUUCUCUGAGGAAUGGUUUCUUUGUUCAUGGGUCGAAUCAGAUUGGAUUGAAAAAGAAUAAGGUUCUUGGGUUUUGUCCCACUAUGGGCAAUUUGCAGUUUAUAGAAUCGAAACCCUCAAAUCUUCCAGCUUUGAAGAACGAAUUUAAAGGAACACAGGUGUCUGUUGCAGAUCAGAUGGCUUUGGACGAUUGGACUUCCUCACGCACUUCAAAGUUCUCUGUCAAUGCAUCAGUCUGCGUCAGCCGAGCUAUGAGAUGGUGGGAGAAGACCCCUAAACCCAACAUGAUAGAGAUUAAAUCGGCGCAAGAACUUGUUGAUGCACUUUCAAAUGCGGGAGAUGGGCUUGUUAUUGUCGAUUUUUACUCCCCUGGUUGUGGAGGUUGCAAAGCCUUACAUCCCAAGCUAUGCCAGCUCGCUGAAUCAAACCCAAAUGCUUUGUUUCUCAAAGUCAAUUACCAAGAGCUCAAAACGGUGUGUCAAAGUCUCAAAAUCCAUGUCCUCCCCUUCUUCCGGUUCUACAGAGGAGCAGAGGGUCGUCUCUGUAGCUUCAGCUGCACCAACGCAACUAUCAAGAAAUUCAAGGAUGCAUUGGCAAAACAUGGGACUGAAAGAUGUAGUCUUGGGGUAGCUAAAGGUCUGGAUGAUUCUGAGCGAUUGACGUUGGCUUCCACUGGCCAAAUUUCGGUUGAUUUGCCUUUGAAGACCACUGGUGAGGAAACAGUGGAGGAUUUGGUACCAAAGCAGAAGAGCAUUUCAGUUGAUAAGAAGGAAGUCGUUGAAGAACGAAAUGCAGCAAUGGUGGGAUGAAGAACAGAAGCAGCAUCACCAAGCUUGACUUGCACAAAUUGUGGAAUAGAGCUACUCUACUUAUUUUAUGGGGUUUUUUUUUUUUUUUUCGGGUGGGAAAUGUAUAUAUAUAUAUAUAUAUAUAUUUAUAUAUAGGGAGAGGGUUAGGAAUGUUAGCACACUACUUAAGAAUUAGGUAUCUAUAAGUGGGCUUAAAGUUUUUUGGAUUAAGCCCACCGGCUUGGUUAAUCUUUCGAUCUUAAUGCCUUAUUAAGAUAUGAUCUGAUUAAAGAUCGAGUAUAUUGCAAAUCUAUCCCUUUAUCUUGC